CAUGCAGCUCCCAAAACAUCUUCCAGCUAAAGUCAGGCUACCACCUAGCCCAGCUCUCACUGAUGUCAGCAGGACUCUCCAGCGCCAACCAGCACACGAGCCCUUAUGGUGCACAGCCUCCCUCCAGAUAUCAGCUGUGGGACAUUUGUGGCACCCUUGUGCUUCGACAUUGUCAAGUAAAAACCAUCACAACACAAAGACAGCAAGUUAUAUCGAGGAUGGCAGCUAUAUUACCGCACUUGUUCUGUACAGGGGCUGUGUGGUGCUGUCAGCCUGGCACUUUCUGCUAGCACCAAACAAAACUUCACAGCCUUUAGCUUUCAAACACUUUGAAUCAGCUGUUAAGCAGUGAAAUCUUUUUAUUUGUAAUUAGAACACUCUGGAGCUGUAAAGUGAGCAUGUCAUUAUUGGAGGCUUUACCCACCAUGAUGAGUGCAGAAAUUCCUUCCUUAGAUGAAGCCAUUUUUUCUCACUCAAGGAUGCUACCGGUAGAUGACAGACUUCUAGACUUACAGAUCUACAAACUUCUCCAAUGCGUCCACCAGAAAGACAAGAAGCAAAUAGAAAAGCUGGUCCAGCACGGCUUCCCCAACCUCAUUAAUUUCACAGAGCCUACAGAUGGGUACAGCGCCCUCUCUUUGGCCUGCGCUAAGAAUGACACCGACAUGUGCAGCUUCUUGCUGCAGCAGGGAGCUCAUCCCGAUGUCCAGGACAAAAUGGGACGUACUCCAGCAAUGAGGGCAGCUGAGUUAGGCCAUGAUUUGGUUCUGGACUUACUAGUAAAAGCUAAAGCAGACAUGACUGUUGUUGAUAACGAAGGGAAAGGUGUUUUGUUUUAUUGCAUUUUACCUACAAGACGGCAUUAUCACUGCACUCAAAUUGCCCUGGAUUAUGGUGCAGAUCUUAACAACUGUACUACUGAUGGGAAGCCUAUAUUUCUACAAGCCUGUGAGCAAGCUCAUGAUAUUAAAGAAAUAUGUCUGAAUUUCUUGGAAAGAGGAGCAAAUCCCAACUCAAGAGACCCAGCCACAGGUCGCACAGCCUUAAUGGAAGCAGCACGAGAAGGUGUUCUUGAGCUGGUGCGUGGUAUACUUGAGAGAGGAGUCGAUGUUAACCUCUUUGACAAUGAAAGACACAGUGCUGCGCAUUUUGCAGCCAAAGGAGGCUUUUUUGAGAUCCUGAGGAUUAUUUCAGCUUAUAAUGGAGACUUAGGCCUGAUCGCUAUGAACGGAAAUACACCACUUCAUUACGCUGCAGAGGCAGGAUCUGCAAAUUGCUGCAAGUUUAUAGGACAAAGAGGCUGUGAUCCUACGUGGACAAACUUGUUGGCAAAGACUCCAAGAGCUGUUGCCAAGGAAGGCGGUUUUAAAGCAGCAGUAACCGAAUUGCGUAAAAUUGAAAAUAACUUCAAAAAACAGUCCAAGCCUGGAGCUAAGGAGAACAACCCCCAGUGGGCACUGAGGCUAUACGACUGGUCCUUAGAGCACCAGGCUGCCCUCCGGAAGGCAUUUGAGGCCGUCGACCAAGGAGAUGGAACGGUAGCUAAGGAUGAUUUCAUAUCAGUUAUUCAGAAGCGGUGUGCCUUUGUAGACACUGAGCAAAUACGAACUAUUGCUGAAGCACACAAAAGAGCUGACCCUGAAGGAAUCAACACUGAAGAAUUUUUUAAAGGCUCUAAAUACUUGCCUAGAAAUUGUCUUAUAACAUCUUAUGGACCCAAAGGGAAGAAAGGAAAGAAAGGGAAGAAACGAAGAGGCAAAAGAGGCAUUGCCGUCCCCAUGCCAAUUUGCAUUAUUCCAAAGAGUGCGUGUCCACUUAGGGAGGAUGGCUUCCCUGUAUACAUGAUUGAGGCUGUUCAGAACAUGGCUGAUAGCUACCGUUUUAACCGAGACCACCCAUCUGCUCACCCCGUGCACGACGACCGUGCCUGGUAUAUAGAUGAACCAAGGAAAAUGUACAUGAACAUUAACUUCCUUGUCAGGGCAGGAGACGUUCUGUCUAUAGAGAAAGCAUUUGAGGAGGGUGUGCCAGUUGACAUAAAAGAUAAGUAUUACAAAACACCUUUGAUGGCUGCAUGUGCAAGUGGGAAUAUAGACUUCGUGCAGUAUCUUCUGGAAAAGGGGGCUGAUGUGAAUGCAACAGACAAUUUCAUGUGGACUCCCCUCCACCACGCUUGCUACAACGGGCACCUAGAGAUUGCUGAGCUGAUAGUGAAGGCUGGAGGAGCAGUGGAUGCACCUGCAAUAGGCAGUGCAACCCCACUAAUGAGAGCCAUUGAGAUCUGUAGACUGGACAUGGUACAUUUUUUAAUCAAUGCGGGUGCUGACAUCCAAACAACUAACAGCAAUGGAAAGAACGCUCUUGAUAUUGCUAAGGUAUUUGCAGAUUCUAGAAUAAUCGAUCUGCUUCAGAAUAAACUGGACAAUUUGCUAAAGGUAUCAGAAAGAAAAGCAGAGAAAGAAAAAGUUGCAAAGCCAAGGUCGCCUUCUAUACUGACAUCUGCAGAGAUGCAAGCUGUGAAAAAAGAGCUUUCACAGGUAUCUCUGGCAGUUGUAGAAAAACCCAAUCUUGAAGAGGCAGCACAUUCCCUUAAGGACAGUGUUAUUUAUCUGAACUCUCUGAUAACCAGUGGUGCUACUAAGAAAGAAGACAUCGCAUUUGAACCCAGAAAAAUUUGGACCCCAGAAGCCACAACAAAGGAGCUGGUAAGAAAGCAAGAAUUGCUCCGGGAGUGCUCUACUCUUGAUGGCAACUCAGAAGUCUUCUUGUCCCCCUUUAAGAGGAGAGUUAUGGAAUAAGUAUAUCAGGUACUAGAAGCUACUUCAACACGUAUUUUGAGGGGACAAAGAUCAAAGAAGGCUACACCUUUGUAAGAAAGGAAUCAUGUAGUGCUUAGUAAAUGCAUCUCAGUUAUCAUAAAACGUGUAGCAAGUUUUUCCUCUGUAAAUCAUAUUGCUUACACAGGCUUUUGUUAAGAGCUUAGUACUGAAAAAGCUUUAUCCUCAUUAUUCUAAGCAUUGGAGCUCAGUGUGGAACAGCAACUUGUGACACACAUUCUUUUAAGGGGAUGGCUUUACGAGGCUAUGUUUCACCCCAAGAUAAAACUUUUUCCUAGACAGUUAUAAGGGUUACCCUUCCCACUGAAAGGGCAUUAAAAUAGAAGGAUAGGAAUACGGUAUUCCAGAUUUCAGACACAGUUCUGGGUUCUCUGCAAAGUCAAGUGAAAGUACAGGAGUUAAUAGCCCAGACUACUACUACUGUUGAGUAUGCUGCCUUAGUGUUCUAUCUCACACACAUACCUCUUCCCUCACUCGCUCACUGAGGACGCGUUACCCAACUGCACUGUUGCAAAACUGUUAUCAGGAUAAUUGGAUACUUUCAAACUGGCCUACACCUUGAAAAACAUGCAGAAAGGUUGUGAAGGCAGGUUCUUUUAUUAAGAGCUACAUAGAAAACCAAUCCAAAUGAAUCUUUGCCCUCUCAAAUGAUGUAAGUCAUUUGAGAUGUUGUCCUGCCAUGGAGUUACAUGGGUGGGGAGAAGUUAGUAUCUUAAAAAAUGAUCUGACCAGGCUGCUGUAAUUUAGUGUAGAGGUUCUGAAAUUCUGUUGUAGGAAGCAUAUAGCGUCAAGAUUUGUGUUAUGACCAGGACGAAAUAGCACAGGUUCUGCUGAAGGAUGCAGCAUCUCUUGAAUUCUGUUCAGUGUGGCUGCAAAAUAGUUGAGAGCACAGAAGUGAGCUUGAUUUGGAGCUUCAGAAAGGUAAUAACAGAUGAGCUUUGGGUGGGCAGAGGCUGAAAAUACUGGAAAUGUUUAGCUAAGAAGUGGGAGGGAACGCUAUGAAAGAUGUCUAAAGCAAAGAAUGUGGAGAACUGAACUGAAACCUAUUCUUUUGUAGGGU
This is a messenger RNA of Oxyura jamaicensis (ruddy duck), 3897 nucleotides long. It is a transcript of the gene ANKEF1, whose product is annotated as ankyrin repeat and EF-hand domain containing 1. Gene Ontology annotation, molecular function: protein binding. NCBI's taxonomy places the organism in Eukaryota, Metazoa, Chordata, Aves, Anseriformes, Anatidae. The transcript has 10 exons. The coding region runs from base 399 to 2798 and encodes 799 amino acids. The record is from RefSeq and is a predicted model, not a curated record.